Molecule: messenger RNA, 1845 nt
Organism: Fonsecaea multimorphosa CBS 102226
Lineage: Eukaryota; Fungi; Ascomycota; Eurotiomycetes; Chaetothyriales; Herpotrichiellaceae
Exons: 1
Coding region: 1-1845 (614 amino acids)
Source: RefSeq, a predicted model, not a curated record
AUGCCUACCUCGACAAUCACCGUUUCUAAUACGAGCUCUCGGAGGACCUCCGGCCAGAUUCAAAAACCUUUCGAAAAUGCUCAAGUUGCUCCGCUGCCACCUCCAGCUGAGACGGGGCCUCCAGUGGAGGAACCGACACCGAAAAGGCCUAAGCGGACGCUCAAGCUCACAGCUUCUCAACGUGAGAGGAAAAGAGCUAUCGACCGCGAGGCCCAGCGAAGCAUACGUCUGAAAACCAAAAAUUACAUCGCCCAUCUUGAGAACCUAGUCCGAAUUAUGGAGAAUGGGGGCUCGUCCACAAGUCACGGCGAGAGCGGUGAGCAUCCUCGCGGGCAGGUAACCACUGAAGAAGCAGGCCAAGAAAGAAUCAGAGCACUAUUAUCCCAACUGAGGCAGAGCGAGGACGAGGUCAGACGGCUGAGGGAGAUGGUCACUGGAGUACAGAGGCUGGUAGCAGGCGCUUUGAAUCCCGGCGAGGAUUCGGCCACGAAACAACUUACUGGCCCUGAGGCUUACAACAUCCAGCAGCCUGCACAAAUGGCGACGCCUCUUCAAGGCAUGGUCCAGGAUCAUCUAGAGAACAGCGCCUCCGUUUAUUCCCACAGUUCGGAUUCAUCGUCCCCUGUGAUCGAGCUUGGUUAUCAGCCAUUUGACCAACCGAGGUCUGCCGAGGCAUCUGCGCGCAACUACACCCCAAGAGUGGCAGGCCUUCGAGUCCAUUCCUCGCACCACCCGGAUCGACUGAACGGCCUUGGGAGGUUAGUCCCUCCUGCACCAGUAUUCGAACCACCAACCUCAGAGCCGCCCGACCCUGCCAAGGACAGGGUCGAAGGCGAACUGUUCUUCCUCUCAGAACGUGAGGUCAAUCGGGUCUUGGCUGGAGGACACCAAUCCUUCGCGAACCAACCCCUUGACGAAGAUAUCGUCGUGCGCGCGGUAUUGCAUGGAUGGCGCGACGUGCAGGACCUUUAUCUACUUGAUAGAGGCUGGCAGGCGCUCAGGAGCAUUGACCAAUCCAUCUUCCGCGAAUGUGGCGUUGUGGAGAGGAUUGCCAUCCUCCACAUGAUGCGGCUGAAGCUGCUCCAUCAGAGCAACAUGAAUCCGCAGUUUCUGGCUCCGCUACCGCCCUUCUUCCAGAGAGGCCCGACGGAAGACGUGAAAGUCUUGGAGAAGAUGCCCCUAAUUGAGCACUUUAUUUGGCCAGGCCUGCGCACCUCCCUGUGCAAGAAUGCGGGAAGGUAUAUCAACAACAAAUUUUCGGAUUCGUUCCGGCGAUCACUGAAGUUCCUAUGGCCCUACAAUGUAUCGGAUGUCUAUGAGAGAGACCCCAUGACCCAGCUGUACUCAGUCAUGCCGGAGUUCAAGCGACGCGAAGCUGAUCUCCGUUCGUGGACGAUGAGAAAGGAUUUCUUUGCACAUGCAAGCGAACUGAUGGGCGCGAUACCGGUGUAUGAGGUGUCUUUGGACCGAACCCUGAUUCCAGCCGGGCAAAUUUCUAUGCAAGCCGGACUGAAUGCGGGACAAAUGUCCCGGCGGAUGCUUCAGAAAGCACCUGCUGGGGCUAUGGAAAAGCAGGAGGCCACCGAAUCGCAGAUGGAGUCGAUGCGUGCACCUGCCCAUGCUCACACGUCUCACCAUAUGGGCGGCCAUCCAGCUAUGGCGACGACAACGACGACGACGACGGACAUACCUGUAACGCAGAUUCCACAUGCUGCUGAGGUUGAGGCUUGGCUGGGAGAUCCUGAUCUGGUGCCGCAGUAUUGGAAUAUGGGAUCUGGCAUGGACGUGGGAUUUGAGGCGGUUUCACCCCAGUGGACGACCGGCCCACGAGGAUUUGGGGGAUGA